Messenger RNA from Vespa velutina, 3486 nucleotides. RefSeq names its product copper homeostasis protein cutC homolog. NCBI's taxonomy places the organism in Eukaryota, Metazoa, Arthropoda, Insecta, Hymenoptera, Vespidae. The record is from RefSeq and is a predicted model, not a curated record. The coding region runs from base 1237 to 1977 and encodes 246 amino acids. Gene Ontology annotation, molecular function: copper ion binding. The transcript has 3 exons.
UUCUGAAUCGUCUGUUAUAAAAUUAUUAUUAUUAUUAUUAUUAUUAUUAUUAUUAUUAUUAUUAUUAUUAUUUUUUACUUGUAUCGCUCUUGGUAUUAUUUUACUAUGUACGUUGUAUAAUAUAGUAUAUCAAAUGCGCUUUAUAUAUCUUCUAUACGAAUUAAUCCUCGUUAAUCCUGAUCAUUUAUUAUGCAUAUAUAUCUAGUAUAAACGUAUAGUGUUAUCGUUGAAUACUUAUAUCCAUUUGUAUAAUUAAUUUUGAAUUUUUUUUACGUAGGGGCUUUUUGUUCUUUUUUUAUUUAUACUAUUCCUUAAAACGUAUUAUGAUAUAAAAAAAAAAAAAAAUUAUUACAAUAUAUAUCGACAAUUAGAUUUUACAUGUAUCUAAAAUAAUACUUCGGAUGAUAACUUACCAUGAUGGCGUCGUUGUCUCUUGAUCAUUUUAAAAUCUGUUUUAAUUCUAAUUGAGAACAAAUAUAACACUAAGAUUUUCUCUUUAACGUAAUGUUUGAUACAUUUAGUAUUUAAUAUAUAUAUAUAUAUAUUUUUUUUUUAAUAAAACAAAUAUUGCACUUAUCUAUUUUCACAUAAUCAGAGAAACGAGUAAAUUUAUUAUGCUAAAGGAAAUAUAAUCAAACGUUUCUCGAGCUUUGAAAACAACUGAAGGACCUAACCAAAAAUUAUUGAAAUCUGAUUGGUUGGACAAAAUUGUCGCGCUGAUUGGAUAAUCCAGAUCACGUGACACUACGACAAUCAUAUUGUUAUAAGUAAUAAAUAAAUGAUCGUUCAGGUAAGAGAUUCAUUUCUUUUCCGUAUUUGGUUUAGUCGCGUACGGUCGUUUCAUUUGAUAAACGUUAGUGACAAAAAUUAAAUAUCAUAAAAGUAUAAGUUAAUAAACUGUGAUCAUUCUAAUCUGAAGGUCUAUAGGAACGUAAAUUACUGACGGGGAUUGGCUGAACGAUAUUGAUACGCUGAUUGGCAAGAAACGUCGUCUCUUGACACAACUUUAGCCGUGUUUUUAUACCCACUUAACGACAGGUAACAGCAAUGUAAUAUAUUGUGAAAUCACAUUUAUUUGUUUUCUUUACUUUUUAUUAUCUCAAGUGUUGUCAUUGUUAGAUCAGUAAAUUUAUGAUUAAUAUUUUAAAAUCCAUCAAUUAUAUGAGAUAUAUAUUAUUUUGGAGCUUAUUAAGAACAUCUUUAGUUAAUUCUCAAUAGACUAUACUGAAGGUGAAAAUGUUGGAAAUUUGCGUGGACACAAUAGAGUCGGCAAAGAAUGCGAUUAUAGGUGGUGCCAAAAGAUUGGAGGUAUGUUCGGCUUUAUCGGAAGGUGGUUUAACACCAACAAUUGGUUUGGUGAAAGCAAUUCGUAAUUUAACGAAUAUAAAAAUCUUCGUUAUGUUACGCAUUAGAAGCGGAAAUUAUAUUUAUUCACGUGAUGAGAUGAAUGCCAUGUUGGACGAUUUGAAAAUGUUUAAGGAUUCAGAAAUAGUAAAUGGUUUUGUUUUCGGUGCUUUGACGAAUGAUCGUGAAAUCGAUAUACUUUAUUGCGACGAAAUAAUAAACGCAGCUUAUGGAUUACCCGUAACGUUCCAUCGUGCUUUCGACGAAAUACGUGAUCCUUUGGAAGGCAUUAAAAUAUUGUCCAAUCUCGGUUUCGCAAGGAUAUUGUCAUCGGGACAAAAGGACACAGCCGAGGAAGGUAUCAGUAUUUUGCAAAUGAUGUGUAAGGAAGCUACCGGAAAAAUAAUAAUAAUGCCAGGUUCCGGGAUUACUCCUGACAAUAUAUAUAAUAUUAAAUUAAAAACAAAUGCUACGGAAUUUCAUUCUUCGGCUAGGAAGAAGAAAAAACUUUUUGAGAAUGAAAUUAAUCAUAUAAAAGUCGGUACAGUAGCCGAGGAAGUAUUUGUCAUGGUUACCGAUAUUCAUACUGUCAGACAAAUGAAUCAAAUAAUUAAUAAUGGUAUUAAUUCGUAAUUCAUUGACUGCAUUUAAUUAUUGACUCUUUGAACUCAAAUAAUUUCUAUUUUCUUUUUUGUCCUCUCUCUCUCUCUCUCUCUCUCUCUCUCUCUCUCUCUCUCUCUCUCUCUCUCUCUCUCUCUCUCUCUCUCUUUCUCUCCCCUCCCCCUCUCUCUCUCUCUCUCUUGAAGAAAAACAAAAACAAAUAAUUGCUCUGACCUUGUAGCUGAAUCAGUUUAAGUAUUUAUUAUUAUCAUCCAAAACGUAACGUUACGAAUUUAAAAGAUUUAAUAGAUCUAAUUUACAUUAGAUGUGGUGAUUAUCAGUUUUAUUUACGUUUUAUUUGAAAGUAGAUUAUUUUUGAGAAGGUCUUUUAUUUUUUUUUUUUUUUUUCUAUCUUCUCUUUUUUCUUUCUUCUUUUUUCCUUCUCCCCUUUUUUUUUUUUUGCAUUAUUGUCGUCAUAACUGAAGGUUAAUUUGAUUUUUCAUUAAUAUAAUAUCUUUUUUUAUUAAUGUUAGUUCAAGUAUCAUUAACUUUUCUAUUCAUUCAUUCAUUUUUUUUUGUUUUUUUGUACCAUUUAGUUAACCUGGUCGUAUAUAAACAUAGAAAUAAGAUACAUUCGUAUAUAGAGCUAAUGAUAUGAUAGUACACGUGUCUUUUAAUUUCAAGGUUAUUAAAAAAAUGCAUUAAUAUAUAUUAUUUAAUGUAAAAUAGAUGCAAUAUCUACUUUGAGAUUGAUGUUUUACGUAUUUUUCUUUUCAAGAUCGAAAUGAUAACCUUUAACUCUUGUAGAUUUAUUCCUUAUAUUAUAUAUUUUAUUAAUUUUUUGUCGGGAUGGAGGAGGGAGAAAAACAAAAAAAAAAGAAAAAUGAAAUAAAAUAAAAUUAAAUUAAAUUAAAAGAAAAGAAAAAUAAACAAAUAUCAAAAUCAAUAAAUUUGACGUUUUCAUAGAGGAUCAAUAUUGCAGUAUGAUUUAUUACUAUGAAUGUAUGUAUGUUCGAUUUUUGAAAAUAUGAAAAAAAGAAUGAAAAAAAAAUAAAAACUGCGCACCCUGGAGAUGCAGCGUGAUUUGAAUUUUUAGAUUAAAAUUAACUUGUCCAUCCGAAUUAGAAACGAUGAUUAGUAUUAUUACCUUGUACAAUUUUCUUGUCCACUAUUAUAAAUCUCACGGUUAUCAAUUGUCAGGAUGACGCAAUGAUGAUUAAUAAAAAUACAUAAUGUCGAUCAUUAAAUUUCAUUAAAGUUAACAACGUCUAUAAAUAUUUUAUUUUUUACGACGAUUAUAAGUCAUUAUUGGUUAGUUAUGUAUAACUUAUUGUCAAAUUAAAUUUAAUAAUUCAUUACAGUAAAAUAUAAGUUGAAAUGGUCCAUUGAUUUGAUAAAAAGAAAAAAAAAUGUAUAUAUAUAUACAUGUAUAUAUAUAUAUAUUUUUUUUUUGUUUUCUCUAGAAAAUUUUAUUUCCUGAAAUAAAAUUUAACGAUUUUAAUAAUUAAGCUAAUAAACAGUAUUUUAGAAUAUGCGAUUGAU